Messenger RNA from Tetrahymena thermophila SB210, 3668 nucleotides. Its product is annotated as rab-GTPase-TBC domain protein. Gene Ontology annotation, biological process: activation of GTPase activity. Gene Ontology annotation, molecular function: GTPase activator activity. NCBI's taxonomy places the organism in Eukaryota, Ciliophora, Oligohymenophorea, Hymenostomatida, Tetrahymenidae. The transcript is spliced from 3 exons. The record is from RefSeq and is a predicted model, not a curated record.
GAAAUUUGAUUUAUUUGACAGUAUUGAUUAAUUAUAGCUAAAUGAAUAUGAAUAAGAGUAUCUAAAGCAAAAGCAACCCACGAACUCCAAUAAAUUAAAGGAAAUAUAGCUAACAUUUCUAUUUUUAAAAUCCUGCUAGCUAGCAGAAAAAUUGCGUGAGCGGCAACAAUGAUUAAAAGACUAAGGGUUUUAAUAGCAACGAGGGACAGCAUCUAGUUUGCGAAUAAUAAGAAAAGAUGCAUUAAAUAUAAUUUAGUUCAAAUAGCAGUAGCAAUGACAUCUUUUUUUCUUCAAAGAACAAUAAUCAAUUAAAUUUAGAUUUGAUGAAUCAUGAAUUUGUUGAUGAGGAAAAUAAAAUUAAAUAGUCUUUUGUUUAAAAUGCUGCAUGUCUUCCUUAAAAUUAUUAUGAAAUAGCUUCAUCGAAGUCAUCUAUGGUUUGUUUAACUACUCCUUAGAAUCCUCAAAAGAGGCUUUAAAAGAAUCCGUCAGCUAUUUCUAUUUAUAAUGACGCGGCGAACAAAAGCAACAAUCCAACUGCUUAAAAGAACACUCAAGAGAAUAUCUUCAAUCCGAAGAAACUCUAGAACAAUAUUUCAGCUAAAAAUAGCAGUAAUAUUAGUGCUCUAUCUUCUAUAAAUAUAUCAAAUUACACUUCUGAAUAAAUACAAAAGAACAAUAAUAUUAGUGUUGCUUAAUUUUAAUUGCAACCAAGUUAGGACUAAAACAUACUUUUUAAAGAAUUGAUAGGCUUUUAACAAUAAAAAUCGAAUGAGAUAGAUACAAAAUUAAAUGGGAACUAUCCUCAUUUUCAGUAGAAUUUAAUUCAAGCUAGUUCUAUAGAAGCUGAUGCGUUCUUGAAAAGACAUUCCCCUAUUCAAUAGGAAUUACCAAAUAAAGGCUUAAUGAAUAAUGGAGUAUAAAUGAACAGUGGAGGCUUAGACGGAUAAGAUUACUCUCAAUUUUUAAAAGAAAACAAAAAUAGCAGUAAAAAUAUGCUUAAUAUUUAGAAGAAUUAUUAACACAACGCUUCAAAGACGCCAUAAAGAAAAAUAAGCAACACUUCUAAGGUAUCUCUGAAUGCAACACCUUCCAAUCAAAGCACAAUAUCAUAUGACAAUCAAAAGAAAAAAAGUAGUUAAAAGAGCACUUUAAAGCUUAUUCAAGACUCUAGCAGCUACAAUAGUUAUGUUCAGCAACAGAAGCAAUAAAAUUAAUGUUUUUAAAUAGAAAAUCCUAAUAAUAAAUUUUAAUAUAUCAGCAAUUAAGACUUUAAGCAAUAAUAAUAAAUAAAUUAGCAGCAGAAUCCACUUUAAAUUCAAUAAAAAUACAACAAUUUGUGUAUUGCAAAUUAAAAAAACAAUAGCUCUUCUUAGCAUAUUAAUCCAAUGUCUUCAAUAUCGAUUCAAUCUUAGAAUUCUCUAAGCUAAAACCAACUUAUUUUUUAAAAUUAGUUUGAACAUUUCUAAAUUGAUCAAGGAAAUAACAACAGUCAGCAGUUCGAUAAGUAAUUUUACUCAAUAAACUAAAGAUACUACGGUUUAAAUAACGAAUAAUUGGACAAAGAAAACGUCAUCCAUUAACAUGACAAUGAAAUAAAACAUUCUUAAGAUAUUAAUUAAGAAAAAGAAAAUAAAUUUUCAAGAUUAAAUUCAUCUAAAUCUACUAAUUUACUUAAUUAUAAAAAUAGCAAUAAUCAAGAAAAUCCUUCUAAUUUGUUUGAUAAAAAUAAAUCAAAUCACUUAAAUCACCAAAUUAAAUUGUAAAAUUAAAAUGAAAAUUAGCUUAUUUAAUAGCAAAAACCACCUGCAACUCAAGAAGAAGACUACUCAGUUCCUCAAGAAUUGCAAAACUCCUUUUAAAUGAAUAAAAAUAUGAGCAAAUUGAAUGUGCUAACAACAAUCAGAGCAUCUGAAAUAGACUUACUGAAAGGAAACGAAAAAACUAAUCAAUCUUAACUUAAUACAACUAACGCAAAUAGAUAUUCCAUUUAAAACACAAGUCCAAGAGCAGACCAAGAGAAAUCAGCUUCUUUUAGUCUAAUGCAAAACAAUAUAAAAUCCACAUAAAAUUUAUUAAGAACGCAAUCCAACUAGCUUAGUUUUUAAAAUCAUUCAAAAAUGUAGCUCUACAAAGGAAAAGAAAACAGACGAGAGGGUUUGCUAAGCGCUUAUCCUAGCAAAUAAUAAUAAUAAUAAUUUAAUGGAUAACAAUAGACAUAAAUAUAUACUGGAAAUGAGACUCAAAGACAAUUUAAUAACAGAUAAAGCAUAGAUUCCUUCUUAGAUGUUACGACUAAAAACAUCCCUCAGACUUUCAUCAGUUAAGAAAAAUAAACAAAGCUCUCGAUUUAACACAAAAAUAAAAGUCACAGAAGAAAUUGCAAUUGCGAUAAUGACGAAAAUAUGAUGGAAUCUUGCUCUAAAGUCUAUAGUUGGUUAGGAAUAAACAAAGAAUUAUCUCAAGUCAACUCUACAAUCUUCCUCUCAUCAAUGCCCUUGGACUUCGAUCCUAAAAUACAACUACAAAUUUAAAAAGAUGUGUUGAGAACUUAUCAAAACUACGAAUUCUUUUGGAAUCCAUAAAUUCAGUAAUCGAUUUAAAAUAUUUUGUACAAAUACAUCAAUCAAUAUCCCGAAGUUGGCUAUGUUUAAGGAAUGAAUUUAAUAGUAGGAUAUCUUAUUUGGCAUGCAGAUGAAACCUAUGCUUUUGAACUCCUUUCUAAAAUAUGCAGCAUUCUCAAUCUUAAUGACUUACUCAAGCCAGGUUUCCCAGAUUUGCAAAAGCACUUAAAAACAAUUGAAGUUAUUAUGAUUAUAAACUGUCCCCAAAUAUAUUAAAUACUCAAUAAAUAUGACUUGCACCCAUCAAUGUUUAUCUCUGAGUGGAUACUGGUCCUCCUCACAGAUAUUAUUCCUCUCGAAUACUCAGUAAAUAUGUUAAAUUAAAUAAUUAAUAUUCGCUAAAUCAUUAUAUUUAAUAAAAGCACCUAGUUUUGCAGGGAGUGUUUAAAGAUGGCUGGAUAUUUUUUUACAGGACUAUAAUUAACUUAAUAAAAAUACUGCUUAGAAAAUUAGAAAAUUUAGAGGACUAAAGCGAAAUACUUUACGUUCUCAAAUCAGUUAGAUCUAGAUAAAAAGAAUAUCAAAUUGACUGGAAUAAGAUACUUGUAGCAUAAGAACCACAUAUAACUAACUAAUUUAUUGAAAAUAUACAAACCCAUAUAAAAUCCAACGAUAUUAAAUGAAUAUCAAUAUCCAAGCAAGCAAGCAAUCAACUAACUAACAUUCUAAUAAAUAAUUAAAACUUAAAAUUUUCUUUACAAUUAAUAAAAUUAAUAAUCAUCAUCAUCAUCAUAAUAAUAAUAAUUAUAAUAAUAUAUCCUUAAAAAAAUUUUAAUCCGCUAAUUCUAAUUAUUAAAUUUAUUCUAUAGAGUUAAAAAGUAAUUAUUGUUUAUAUCUUAAUAUAUCUCCUUAUAAUUUAUUUUUCACUUUGCUCAACUCCAAAUCAUAAUUAAAAAAACUCUUUGUGAAUUUGAUCUAUAAAUUAAUUUAAUUAAGAUUAAACGAAUUAAAAAAUUUGCUAUUAUAUUCUAUUUACAAAUAUUAAUAAAUUUUAUUUUUUUUUAUUUUCUUUAAAACUUUCUUAAUUAUUAAUAAAGAUUAUAAUGA